Messenger RNA from Tetranychus urticae (two-spotted spider mite), 1103 nucleotides. RefSeq names its product coatomer subunit delta (gene deltaCOP). NCBI's taxonomy places the organism in Eukaryota, Metazoa, Arthropoda, Arachnida, Trombidiformes, Tetranychidae. Gene Ontology annotation, biological process: retrograde vesicle-mediated transport, Golgi to endoplasmic reticulum; endoplasmic reticulum to Golgi vesicle-mediated transport; Golgi localization. Gene Ontology annotation, cellular component: COPI vesicle coat. The record is from RefSeq and is a predicted model, not a curated record.
AUGACGUGUUCCUUAUGUGGUUUGUGUAUGCACAUAUGAUUGGGAAAGUGAGACUUUAAAAUCAGUGUUUAAGGCCGGUUUGUUGUCAAAUUGUUACAUUUCUUUUGUCAGUGAUUAUAUUUGAUUAAUUAGAAUUUUAAUAUCAUGGUUCUACUUGCCAGUGCCAUUGUUUCCAAGCAAAAUGGAAAGAUCCUCGUUUCAAGACAAUUUGUUGAAAUGACUAGAUCUAGGAUUGAAGGAUUACUCACAGCAUUCACUAAAUCCAUAACCAAAGACAAGCAGCAUACAUUUAUAGAGACUGAUUCGGUUAGAUAUGUGUACCAAGCAUUGAUGGAUAAAUUAUAUUGUGUUUUAAUCACCACCAAAACAUCAAAUAUAUUGGAAGAUUUGGAAACAUUACGUCUAUUUGUGCGUGUUAUAAGUGAAUAUACCUCAAAUCAUGGUAAAACAUCAGAUGAACAAGCUAUUCUGGAUAAUGCCUUCACUCUCAUUUUCGCUUUUGAUGAAAUUGUUGCUCUUGGCUAUCGGGAAAGUGUAAAUAUGUCUCAAGUUCGUACAUUUAUAGAAAUGGAUUCACACGAGGAAAGAGUUUAUGUUGCUGUUCGUCAAACUCAGGAAAGAGAAGCUAAGCAAAAGAUGAGAGAGAAAGCUAAGGAACUAUCUAAACUGCAAAGAACACAACAACUGGCCAAAACAUCCAUGCCUUCAAUAUCAUCAUCGUCCAAUAUCAGCUCUAGUUCUGUUAUGGACAAACCAGAGCCAGUUGUUGGUGAUAGAGCUCAAAGUGCUUAUUCUAGCUCUAGUGCUCCUGUUGUGCGUUCUAAAGGUCCAUCAAGAGCUCUCAAACUCGGUUCUAAAGCUAAACAAGCUGAUCUUUUUGCUGCAUCAAAUGAAGAACAGUUAGCUAAUGAGUUGAAAGAAGAGGAACCGAAUCAACCUGUUUCCAGUAGCGGUGGGUACAAGAAUGAUGAUAUUGAUAUUGACUGAACACAGCCGCUAAUAUCAAUUUUUUAACUUCUACCUUUUGUUCCAUUGCAUGUUUAGCAAAUAAUCUUUCAAAUAUUAUAACUUUAAAUACUGAUAAAAAUGUUUAUAUUUAUUAA